AUGCAUGCUCUACUAAUCGUCGGAGCUUCAUUUUUCGUGCUAGCAAAUGCUGCCGCAAUAAUCACUGCUGAUUCAAGUUUGACAAGCGAUCAAUUAAUUCCAAUCGAAAGGGAACGGUCUGAAACACCAGAACAAGUUUUCCUCCGCCUUGAUCGCAAUGAAGAUAACCACAUCACUUUCUCCGAGUUUCUCAGAACCGAUAAAGAAUAUGUGGCCCGAAAAAUGAAGGAAUACUUGGAAGCAGACAUUAAUGGUGACAAUGUAAUCGAUUUUGAGGAGUUUAUUCAAUCCGAAAAAGCUGUAAAAACUUUGGAAAAGGCGAAGAAGGCAAAAGAAAUUGCCGCCCAACGGGAAGCAGAGGGGGAGGAUUAUGAGGAUGAAGAGGAAGAAUCUGAAGAAAAUCAAUCGCAAGAACCCGAGCAAACGGGGUCUCAAGAGGAGGAUGUGGAAGUUACCGAAUCCCCACUUGAUGCUGCUAAAAUGUUGGCAUUGAAAAGAUCUAGUCAGGAUCAUUUCAAGAUUUAUGACCAAGAUCGUGAUGGUUUGCUAAACGAGACCGAAAUGGUGGAGAUGGUUCAAGAUUAUCUUGAAAGCGUUUUACUUGUUAAACCCAAAAAGCUAUUAAAUAUCUAUGAUCGAAACAACAAUGGCGGGUUAGAGCCACGAGAAAUGUGGCAACUAGAAAAGGAUAUGCCGAUCGAAUUGAUUGAGCCGUAUCUAGAAACCGAUGGCCGACUUCAUGAUGAAGUGCUUACUGACGACGAGCUUGACGAAUUGGAUCUCUCCGACGCCGAGAAGAACUACAUAAUUUUUCGAAAAAACCGACGGAAAUCAGAAAAUGACGAGUUCUAUGUGGAGGGCAUGGAAGAAUAUAUU
Mesorhabditis spiculigera is the source of this 876-nucleotide messenger RNA. The record is from the annotation of a GenBank genome assembly. NCBI's taxonomy places the organism in Eukaryota, Metazoa, Nematoda, Chromadorea, Rhabditida, Rhabditidae.